ACAGGAAACGAUAAAAAUCCUACGGUUUUCGUCGGAAGGACGAAGUCGGUGUUAACCAGCAAGAUUACCGGCCGCGGCGGUUGCGCCAAAUAUUGUGGUACAGCUCCUUCACCCGGCAACAUUUCAUUCUCCAGCUUUCGACAGUCUUUCACUUCCAAUGUUAACUACCUGAAACGGAGCUUGUCUUCCAGGUUCUCGUCAGGGGAUUUGAGCUCGGAGCUCGACGAUGAACCAAGCACAGACUCCGGGCUGGCCUCCAUGGCCAGGGAUUCGUCCCAAUCGUAUCAAGGGGGAACCGAUCGGCCUCUCCAAUCUCAGCCAACCCCAGUACCAGCUAGCCAGACACCGGUACCUGGAGCACCUCCUCCAGGUGCCACUACUCAGCAGGCUGGAGGUGAUCUGAGUCUGAACCUGAGGCCUGGAUCGAGAACCACCAGUGCACCCUCCUCGCCAGCCAAGACCCGAGAGAGUUUGCUACAGAGGGUGCAGAGUUUGACCGGGGCUGCUCGCGACCAGGGUGCAUCCAUCUUGGGAGCGGCAGUGUCCGGCGCAACGAGGGGGCCGUCUUACAACAAAGACCGAUGUUUUACCUUGCUAGUAAUCGAUGACCAGAACACCGACUGGAGCAAGUACUUCCGGGGUCGUAGACUCCACGGCGAUUACGAGAUUCGGGUCGAACAGGCGGAAUUUCGGGAAUUGUCGUUGACGGCCAGCGAGGCUGGCACUAUUGUGUCCAUGGCAGUUUAUCGUAACGGGACCAAAGUCAUCCGAUCCUUCAAGCCUGAUUUCGUCCUGAUACGACAGAACCUUAGGGACGCGGGAGAAGAUUAUAAAAAUCUUCUUCUCGGUUUGAUGUACGGUGGUAUACCAAGCGUUAACAAUCUCACGGCAAUUUACAACUUUCAGGAUAAACCUUGGGUGUUUGCGCAUUUGCUCGGUCUCCAGCGUCGUCUUGGAAAAGACAAUUUCCCGUUGAUCGAACAGACUUUCUAUCCCAAUCAUCGUGAAAUGGUAAGCGCAUCUCGUUAUCCGGUUGUGGUGAAACUCGGACACGCCCACGGUGGAGUUGGAAAAGCUCGUGCCGAGACGAAUCAAGAGUUUCUAGAUCUCGCCUCGCUGGCUGCUUUGGCGAACGUUUACUGCACGUCGGAACCGUACAUCGACACCAAGUACGACGUGCACGUGCAGAAAAUAGGCAAUAACUACAAGGCGUUCAUGCGGAAGAGCAUAAGCGGAAAUUGGAAGUCGAACACGGGUUCGGCGAUGUUGGAGCAAUUAGCAGUGAGCGAAAGACACCGAACUUGGGUCGAUCAUGUGGCCCAAUUGUUCGGGGGAUUGGACAUAUGCGCCAUCGAGCUGUUGGUCGGAAAGGAUGGUCGGGAAUACAUAAUCGAGGUGAACGACAGCGCGUUGUCGUUAAUGGGCGAUUCGCAAGAGGAGGAUCGUCGUCACAUUGCGGAUCUUGUUACCGCGAAGAUGCAGGCAUGCUGCCGACCUCCAAGCAUGCUGACGAAAACAGCGUCCAGAGGGUCAAUGUCUGGCUCCAGUCAAGCGACGAGCCCUGUUGAAGAUCGCACUGCACCACCAACCGCACCACUGGGAUCUCACGGAAGUAUGGGUUCCAUGGCGAGCAUAGGAAGCUUAGGGUCCGUGGGGUCCACCACUGCGUUGGCUGGCGACACGACCACUUCCGAUAGUCAUCAUCAACUGCAGCGUCGUGAUUCGCUAGCAUCACAAUCGAGUACAGUGAGCAGUGCUCCUUCGGUCGGUAGACGUCCAGAGGAAGUUCCAACAUCGAGAGUACCUUUCCACAGACAGGGCAGUCAAUCUCAAAGCGAAGAUACCGAGGAUACGAUGAAAAAUCUGCGGAAAACGUUUGCUGGUAUCUUCGGUGACAUGUAAAUUUACUGAACGGAUGUACUGGAGCUAAGGAAGUCAUAGUUGCUGCAAUUUAAGUUAGACGAAAGAAAGAAGGUAUUUAAGGUGAAAAUGAGUUGAUUUAAACUCUUCCAUUCAAGAUCAUUCCUUUUACACGUAAUUUACGAUUAACUUCCGAGAAGUUUACGGAUAGUUUUACGUUUGAGUGUAAAACUUUAUUGAACACACUCGGCACGUAAUGUAAUUUAAUAAACGUUAGGAUUUAUUGGGGUGCAAGCGUGACACCGAUAUAUUUGCAGAUUAUCGAGGGUAAUUAAAUGACACUCGCAUCGAGCGCGAUAUAAAGAUGUACAUUUUGCUAACGGUCCACGGCGAUGUGUAAAAACAUAAACAUAACUCGUUAAAGUUUUGCAUUCGUUGAAAAUAAUUUUAUCUUCAACUCGGCUCUUUUUGCGAUUGCAUUGUAUUAAAUUAAGAAGGAUGUAAAGUUUGUUCUUAUCAGCUAUCGCAUAAUUUCGUUUCAAUCCUUUACUAGGUCGAGGUCGGGUGCUUAGUAAGUCAGUAAAUGUGUGUAUUUUUCGAUAAUGGGAGGGUGAACGAAAAUUAAGGGGGAUUUAAAAGAGUGCCGUGGUCGUUUAUGUAUAUUAAAGAAUGAAAAAUAAAAAAAAGAGUAAUGUAGAUUCUAUGUAUUCGAUGUAUUCAGCAUUUAAAUAGCGGCUAGAAGUAUUCUCAGGUUAAUACGAGUAAAUCAUAGUUUUCCAUGCGUGUCCGGUUAUGUUGGCUUACCAUCGACGUAUCCGUUCUGCAUACUCGUCUGUCUCGUUUUACGGGAACCGUUGCCACUUGGUUUUUCGAUUCCAACAGGAAACAGUACCAUAGAGGCCCCUGUCAUCUCCUCAUCCGACUUUACUUCAGGCGUCUACUUUUUAGGCUUAACUUUCGAUUAUUAAAAUAGACAUUUGUCUAACAAGAAGGAAAGGAAUGAAGAAGAAGAAGAAGAGAUGAGAUAAAAAAAAAAAAAAGAAAGGAAGAAAGAAAGGUUGGAUUAUAAAUUUGAAUGGAUGACGAAAGAUUUACAGUGAAAUAUUUGUAAAAUUGUUAAAAAGUAUUUAUAAGCCGACGUCAUUCAACGAUGAUUGAGGAAACCAAAAAAGAGGAGAUUCGGGCAUUAUACUUGAACAUUUGGCUAGAGAAGGCUACGUAGAUCGGUUGCUGGUCGAUCGAAUCACUUUCGGCCAGUUUCUAAGAACAAGAUCUACGUGUCUGUAUCUUAAGCGCACAAAUAGUCAUUAAGAUUUCGAGAACGGACAGUAGGUUGACAUCGUGCUUGCGAGUAAGGCAAACACGUUUGGACGAAACGGCGAGAAAAUUCUUCAGUGAUUCGUCGGUUCAUAUUCAUGUAACUACACUUUUCGGCUAAGGAAAAUUCAUCGACCGACGAUCGUUCGAUUUGGUUCAGUCAAAAUUGGUCGCUUCGGAUAGAACGAGCAGCUCGAUGUUGAAAACUGUCCUGCAUUCUGAUAACGAAUUGCUUCUAUUUUCUUCGUAAUUUUCGUCGGCGAUGUCUCGAAAAUUCGCGGGGAAAAAGAGACGUUCGUUGCUCCGUAGAGUUUAAGAACAAUACCGAAUGAAAUCAAAAUGUUUAUAAACGGGUUCGUGAACUAGGAACGGGAAGCGAAAGAUGAAGCGACCGCUAAGUGUCGCGGGAAUGAAGAAACCACGGGCAUUCUCUGCUUGCGAUUAUUCGAUCGAGUGAAAUUUCAAAUAUUCUGAGAAUAAAUCAUUGAUAAUCUGCAAAUAUAGUCGCGUUCGUCUGCUUGACACUGAUUUACAAAAAGCUUCUUUGACUCGGUACCGACUGGAUAGAAGGGAAAUCGAUAAGUGACGAAGAAAGGAAGAAAUAACAUAACUUCUUUAUCCAAUGAUCUCAAUUUAUCUUAGCUUAAGGGCUGAUAAACGUAUUACGACGAAGACAGACCUCGUGGUGUCAGCUUUGAAAGGAACAAAAUAGAAUUGUAAUUCCUUCCAACAUUUAGUUACUCCUUAAUUUCGUAUUUCGAUAUACUUUCAUUCCGAUAGAAGUUACAAACUUCAUUUCAAUUAAUUUAGUUUAUUCCAUGAGUACGAUAAGACACGCGUAGGAUUGCGAAAGGAAAGUAUUGCCUCUUCUUGCUUUCGAUUCGACUUAAUCAAAGUUAUUCCAAUCGGUGUUGACAUUUAGGAAUACAAUUGUAAGCAAAGAUGUGAACUUAAUCCAUCCUGUACUGCACAAUUAAUAAUCGGUCAAUAUUUCACAAGUGUCUAGCUUUAGUUAGAAGGGUUAGUUACUCGUUAGAAGAGCAAGGUUACAAAUUCGUUUCCCAAUGUAAUAGACGUACGACGAUUUGGUUUUCGAUGUGCCUUGAUACUUAAGUGUCCUUCUUGUCACGUUUCUCACUGAAUUCAAAACGCACGGAAUAACGAUCGCGUUUUUUAAAAAUCCACACACCGUCACCGUGCACUUAACCGUAAGAUCAGUUGUUUGUACUUUUUAUAUAUACAUAAUAUCGAAAACACGUGCACGCCAUAUCGCACGAUCAUCGUAACGAGCUGUUUCUUCUUCAUCGCAUAUUCUCGGCAUCGUGGAUAAACGCAGAUACACCGUCCAAAUACGGAGAUCGAACAGUCAUUAAACUUGCGUUCCCGAACAAAACCGAGCGUUCGAUUCGAUUCGCAUCGUUCGAUCACAUUCACGGUAGCACGGCAUCGCGAUAUUAAUUAAACGUUUAGUCGCUUCAGCAUUAGUUUACCUUGAAAUGUGCACUGGACAGACGCGGGGGUCUUUCUUUGGCUUGAAAAUUUCAUUCAGAUCAAUUGUCCACGCGACAGGCAAUGAUUCGUAGGAAGGAUAGAGCGUGAAUCGCGAGAAUAGAUCAGAAGCUUCGGAGUUAGCGUAUCAAAGCUGUCUAAUUUCACAAUUUUCCAAUUAACGGAUCAGGACGAACGUGAGAUUAGAAUGUUCAGAGUAGAGUCAUCGAAACGGUGUUGCAAUGAAACGACGAGAUAAAUUCUCGUACGUAGAUCACGGACAAUCUUAACAGCUGGAGUCGAUCGAUCAAGUACAAAGCUUUCUGCAAUUAGAAGCUGAAGAGACACGCUUUCGGAGCUGACGCCACGACGCGGAGAAACGAAACGAAAGCUCGAUAGACUGGUUAUGAACAGCGUGUUCGAUUCGUACUGUUUACGUAGACGCGGUUAAAGAUAACGAAUAUCUCAGGGGUGCAAGUUUACGCACUAGCUAGGAUAGAAACAUAGAAGAGGCAGCUGGGUACAUACAAGUGUUGCAGUCUAGACGAAUCAACGGCAUUGACUUCGAUCACUGUGACGGCAAUUAGCGACACGCUUCGUCGGAAAUAUCUUAGCGAUUAUCCAUUUAAAGGGCAAAUUUGGAAUCGUAUUAACACAUUCACUGCCAUGGGAGUCCAUCAUUCGUAUAAUUCAGGCUGGCAGUCGAUGUGUUAAGGAAAACGAUCAUCCGUUUAACGUCUGUUACUAACGAGAGUUGACAAAUAUAUCAAUGAUUCCUUUGACGGUAAUAUUCUACCGACAAGCGUUUCAUUUAGACAAUUACCGUAAAUGAUUACGACUGCACUUACACGCACCUAAUAGUAUUCAUAAAGAAAACGUAAAGCUGGGGUCGAUGCAAUUUUCAUAAAUAAUCACAAAUAAUUGUUAACGUUAGUCAUUUUGUGACGUACAUUAUAGAAACUCCCACAAGUUAUUUUCGAAGCAAUCUCGAAAAAUGUUCAGUUCGACCCGAUACUUUCUAAGAAGUAAACUUCUAGAUUGUUGCAUUCGUAGGAAUUUAUUUUCGCAAUAAUUAUGUACGUUCUAAGUAUGGUGUACGGAUGAUCGUACGAAUCAGACAUCGAUCAAACGGACAUUAUCCUUGAUCAACGACUUUUAACAUAUUCGUUCUAGUGCCCGUGUGAUGUAGUGAGCAGCCAUUGUUAAACAUACAUGUUCGUUAAUUUCAAUGUACACUAGUGAACCAUGAUUUGUAGAUAGCCACGUGCUAGCAAUACCAAACUAGGCUAAUGGAUUCUCUAAAAAAAGAUUCGCACCGUCUCGCGUCUGGUUUUUUCACGGUGUUUUUCCCGAAUCAAUCUUCUUCGUUGUCUGCUAUCAUUUUCCCUGUUGCCGGAAGUAGUGCUACGGUUAAGAUAAUCUAUUUAGAAUCCUUGCGUCACUCGAUACCGUUGUUGGCUAAGAUUUAACCUUCCGUAGAUACUUUAAGGUCGUGGAACUAUGCUUAGAUGCCUUGGAUAACGACAUCGCGUGUGUGCGUUUCGAUAAAAGAGAAAAGGAAUUAAAAAAAAAAAAAAAGUGGGAAGAGAGGAAACGAGAAGGAUUGAUGGGGCUGAUAACGCUGCAAUAGGGUACUUUCGUGUUACCAUCGUGAUUUUUCGUCGUUUUUCUCGCGAUACUUGAUUGGGCUCAUUGGAGAAUCGCGAGAUAAGCUACGAAAUAAAUUUAAUAGCCUAGAGUAUAUAGGGAUAUGUUAAGUGAAGAAGAUCCUAAUAAUCUCGCCGAGAAUAUCGGGCGUUCGUUGAUGAAUAUCGUUAGACGAAUCAUUAACGUGAUUAUCCAACUAACGAUCUUAAUUUAUGUCACUUGCUGUCAAUUUUUAAUAAUUCAGAAUAUUACCCCUUCAUUUUUCAGUUUAAACUUUUCACUAAUUACCUCAUUACAUAUGAGAAAUUUUUAAAAAUUUAUUUUAGAAUCCUCCACUAUUUAUUAUUCCUUGGUAAAUAUAUCAAAUUGUGCGAAAUCACUACAACGAAUAUGGAAUGGAUGAAUUGUAAAUCGAAUAUUUCCGCACGAUUAAAAGAAUCGUAUUUAUUUGGAUACAUCACGUCUUAUGUCUCGAUAGUACGAACGCUCCUAUGAUUAUAAUUAUUCAGUGUCUCUGUAUAACGAACCCUAAGAUAACAAUAAUACUAACAAUAACAGCAAUUAUUAAGGCGAAAUUAUUAUCAUAGUUAAGCUAGCGAGUAUGUUAGACCCUGUAUGUAACCUGUAUGUUAUCUCCUUGAUUUCAAAAUGAGUGCUAGUCACAUGUACUAUAAUCACUUGACUCUCGUACUCUCAAAUAACACGACUAUAUAACGACGAUAAUGCAUAAACGUAUAUUAUAAAGUAUGAUACGAGCCAUGGGCAACAUUAUUGUUCGAUGGAUAUAACGACGUUGUAAGGUGUAAGGAAGAUUUCAGGUCUAAUUAAUUGUAAAUCGAUCGGAAUGCUAUAUAAAUCGAGGAGAAAAAGAAACAGCGAAUAUAAUUAAACGGGGUAACGUCCACCUGGUGUCUCUGAUUGUUGAUCGUCUUCUUUAGGUUCAGUUUAUAUUAGGUGAUUUUAUCAAAUCAGAAAUGUAUGUUUAAUUAAGAAAUCGGAGAAGAGUAUUUUAGAUGGCUUUGAGGUGGUAAUUUCUAUACUCGUUAAUUUUAUGUUAAACUUUUUCGUAUUUUCCAGAGAAAUAACCCUGAUAUAAUUAUAUUUAUUUCAGUUGGCCAACUAAAAAUUAUUUAAUAUAAACGCCGUUUGACGAUUUACAAAUAGAGUCACCUGCAAGACGAUCCUCAGUUUACGCCGAUAUUCGAUAUCAAUUGUAACGACAAUAUAAGGUAAUAACGGGGGGGAUAUCAUUCCUCUCGAAGGAGACAUGUGUGAGAGAGUAGCGUUAGUAUUAAAUCUCGAUGUUGUUCUCUUUCGCGACGCGCGUAUCCCUGAUGCGUCGCGAAAUCACUUAGACCUUUCCCUUUGGAUCCAUUCGCGAUCGAACGUUCGAACGUUGUUUCCACGAAGGACGAGAUUCGAGUUCGAUCGCGCGAUUCGAUCGGACGUUGCAUCGUCGAUCGCGUUUUCUCUGUUUUCUUUUUCUUUUCCUCCGCACCCAUAAUCAAGACUCCUCGAAAACACAUAAGUUAUGGUUUCGAGCGUUUUGAUUAUAGGAUAUCGAGUGAACAACAACGAAUGAUCGCGAUCGAGGGACGACGAUCGUCGCCGCGACGUCCAUCGUAUUUCUCAAUCGAAUCGACUGCAACUAAUCACCGAUCCCACGAUCGUACGACCAUUUAUUACCGUUCUAUCUAGCCACUAUGUUAAACACGAAGGAAGAAAAGGGAGGGUUGUUAAGCGAUUGCGUAAAAUGCGAGUUCUAUCUGUCAUCGUUUUAGCUGUUAAGGAUUCAUUCAUCACCGAAAUAUAAAUGGGGGUAGCUCUAAACUAUGUUAAGCGCAGCACAUUGAGAAUUCGAGAGACAAACAAGAAGAUAUGUAGUACAAUGUAUAGGAUUGUGUAUAGAUAGGAGAGAGGACAUGUGUAAAGAGAUAGUUGGGUGCACGUCGAGUGCUCGUUAUCGAUCGUUCAAUGAUAGAAAACAAUAUCCAUCCAAAAUUAUUCAGGACGUACGUAAUCAAUUGUCGAUUCUUUUUUGAUCGUAUCGAUUAGGUGUGGAAAAGUGAGGCCAAUAGAUAACGAGCACGAAAUUUCAUGGAGCAUCAAAGAGGUCUUCCCGAUGAUAUAAAAAAGGAUCAACUACACUUGAUGCCCUGUGAUCAUUUCAUGGCCUUAAUUAAAUUUUCAUCAGGAGUCAAGUAUCUUUGUCGUCGCUCGACGGGACUGGUUAUUAAUCGCAGCGAUGAUUUAAAACGUUCGCAGACGACAAACAGAACGCGAGAGGUACGAUCAAUCUCCCGUUGAUUCGCUGUUAACACGAGUUAGGAACGCGAGAUAUUCGACGAGGAAUGGAUUCGUUCUUUCGCACAGUUUUCCACGCGACGUCAUUCAGAGCAUUUUGAUACGUGGCGUGAUGUGGAAAAUCUCUGAGCGAAGGAUGCGCUGAUCGAUCGAAAAAAGUAAUCCACCUAAGCGAUGAUUUUUCGGAGGGUUUGAUUAAAUGGUUUGAACACGAAGAAUCGAUGGUGACACGCUACAUUGAUUAAUCGUCGCGUUUUUAUGGAAUUCAUUAUAGGUAUCGGAUUUUUUGUUGUUGCGUGAGAUGUUCGACGUGGCCCUUGAACAGACAGCACGGACAUACGUUACAGAAUUUCGAAUAGAAUCGUGUAUCAUCCUCUCAUCGGACAAAUAUUACCAUAUUUGACUGUGAAACGUGCGGAACGUUUUGGAGGUCGUUAUGGUUGUUAAUACAUUGAAAUAUUAAGAACUCUUAUGACGAAUUGAGCUGUCUCAUUGUGUUAUGUACACACAUUUAUAAAUAUAUAAAUAUAUAUAUAUAUACAUGUUGAAGUUACAAUUAUCAGUAAAUAAUGUUCAUACUAAGCAGCGUAAUCGACGAAUGGCAUGCACUCAAGAUUAUAAUAAAAAUGUUAUGAUACUUCCGAAGUCGAGUUGCGCAGAGUUGUUUCAGAACUUGACGAUAAAUCCUAGUAAAUCUGUAAACGAAGACAAAGGUAGUGAACGUAAAAAAAAAAACUAAAAAACAAUAAUUCCAGUAAUCGUAAUAUAAAAGGCACACUUUUAAUCCUUACUAGCGUCGGGACACCGUGUAACCCAGGGUGGCCCGUGUAGGGUCUGUUGAAAAAUACGAAGCGGUACGUAAGCUAAAAUGUAAUAAUAAAACAAAAAAUAUAUAUAUACACGUAAAGUAUUAUA
Messenger RNA from Osmia bicornis bicornis, 9531 nucleotides. It is a transcript of the gene Syn, whose product is annotated as synapsin. Lineage: Eukaryota; Metazoa; Arthropoda; Insecta; Hymenoptera; Megachilidae. Gene Ontology annotation, molecular function: metal ion binding; ATP binding. The record is from RefSeq and is a predicted model, not a curated record. Gene Ontology annotation, cellular component: synaptic vesicle membrane; synaptic vesicle. Gene Ontology annotation, biological process: neurotransmitter secretion. The transcript is spliced from 9 exons. Bases 259 to 1902 code for a protein of 547 amino acids.